GACACGGAGGACACAGAAAACCCAGUAUCACCUUCUGCUGAGAGCCAGGCCGGAGACGGAUGCUGAGAACAGGAAGGGUGUGCGAGGACUCCUCUGGCUUCUCCCUUGCUUCUUACUGUUGCGGAUACCAAGUGCCCAGUCCCGAGGACCCAUGACAAUGGAGGCUCUCCCCAAGGCCCUGGAGGUCGAUGAGAAGUCUCCAGAAUUCAAAGACCUGCUGCCCAGCCAGACGGCCAGCUCCCUGUGCAUCAGCUCCAGAAGUGAGUCCGUCUGGACCGCCACCCCCCGGAGUAAAUGGGAAAUCUACCGCAAACCCAUCAUUAUCAUGUCAGUGGGAGGCGCCAUCCUCCUCUUCGGCGUGGUCAUCACCUGCUUGGCCUACACCCUGAAGCUGGGUGACAACAGCCUUAAGGUCCUUAAGAUGACAGGGCCUGCCUUCCUGUCCCUGGGACUCAUGAUGCUGGUGUGCGGGCUGGUGUGGGUGCCCAUCAUCAAAAAGAAACAGAAGCAGAAACAGAAGUCAGUUUUCUUCCAGACUCUCAAGUCCUUCUUCCUGAAUCGCUGAUGGUGGCCUCGCCUUCUGCUCUCCCCGUCACCCUGCUGCCUCAACCAGGAGGAGAUCUGACAACACCCAACAUCCCCAUCUUCUUGGUGGUGGUGGUGGUGGUGGUGGUGG
Molecule: messenger RNA, 676 nt
Organism: Neomonachus schauinslandi (Hawaiian monk seal)
Lineage: Eukaryota; Metazoa; Chordata; Mammalia; Carnivora; Phocidae
Gene: PIRT
Product: phosphoinositide interacting regulator of transient receptor potential channels
Exons: 2
Coding region: 152-565 (137 amino acids)
Biological process (GO): positive regulation of cation channel activity; phosphatidylinositol-mediated signaling
Molecular function (GO): transmembrane transporter binding; phosphatidylinositol bisphosphate binding
Source: RefSeq, a predicted model, not a curated record